Messenger RNA from Exophiala spinifera, 552 nucleotides. RefSeq lists its product as uncharacterized. The record is from RefSeq and is a predicted model, not a curated record. Lineage: Eukaryota; Fungi; Ascomycota; Eurotiomycetes; Chaetothyriales; Herpotrichiellaceae. Bases 1 to 552 code for a protein of 183 amino acids. The transcript has a single exon.
AUGCCGGUACCUCCACACUCGACGGCCGUCAACACCUUUACGGUAUACGGCUCUAUUUGCGACUAUUGGACCACCCCGGACCAAGAAUGGAUAUUAUACUAUAGACUUCACGUCUACUGCGACUAUGUCGGCCAAGGGACAAAGAUCGCUGCCAGCGUCACCGUGAACAAUCAUGUCUUCUCUACCGAGCAGAUAGGUAUCAAGGACGUGAACAAGAUUUACACGAGCCCGCCGUUCAAGUCGAACAAGACGGCUGACCAACUCAACUUUCAAACACACAAAAGCAUAUCGGGUGGGCCAGACAUGGGUACCUGUCAAUGCCAACUGACUAAAACUGCGACGAGGUCUGCAUUCGGUACACCGAUAAAUGAUUGGGUCAACAAGAUGACCUGUACCAAGAUAAGUCCGUACCUCAGAGUACGUUCAGUUAUGGUUCGCGAAGGAGGUCAUCCUACAUACUCGGGGUAUAUCACAACACCUGCAACGGUCCAGACCAAAAAAACAUUGGAUUGGAAUGACCCGCCGGUGGCCUAUCCUGAUUGGUCAUUUUAA